This is a messenger RNA of Annulohypoxylon maeteangense, 1408 nucleotides long. Its product is annotated as diacylglycerol acyltransferase. Gene Ontology annotation, cellular component: endoplasmic reticulum membrane. Lineage: Eukaryota; Fungi; Ascomycota; Sordariomycetes; Xylariales; Hypoxylaceae. The transcript has a single exon. Bases 162 to 1226 code for a protein of 354 amino acids. The record is from RefSeq and is a predicted model, not a curated record. Gene Ontology annotation, biological process: triglyceride biosynthetic process. Gene Ontology annotation, molecular function: diacylglycerol O-acyltransferase activity.
GCGUAGAAAGCACAGCGGAUGUUGACGGGACGAAUGGAGCAAGCUAUGCCUCUGUCCUUAAAUCUGAUCUGAACGACGAGGGUGAAAGAAUAGAGGAUUCGCCUCCUAGGCGUGGCCUGAAUGCACAAGACGAUGACGACUCGUAUCCCGAGUUGGAUGAUAUGACGCUGGACGAAAUCCACAUCCCUCCUAGGCCAAACGCGAACGGCGGCAUUCGAUGGGCUCCGUGGAAUGUACCCCUAAAACGCAGGCUGCAGACGCUUGUCGUGCUUAUGCACUGCAUGUGCAUAGCGUUGACGGUCUCUAUCUUUUUCGCUCUUUCUGCUAACCCCUUCGUGUGGCCGUUAUUACUCAUAUAUCUUCUACAUUGCUUAAGCUCAAAAGCUGCUACAGAUGGAAAGCUCAAGUAUCGAUCCGAAUGGUUCCGCAAGAGCUAUCUAUGGCAUCUCUUUGCGGGCUACUUCCCAGCUAAACUCUACAAGACCCAUGAUCUGCCACCUACACGGAAGUAUAUCUUCGGCUAUCACCCUCAUGGUAUUAUUUCCCACGGCGCUUGGGUAGCAUUUGGUACCGAUGCUUUAGGAUUCUCGGAUAAAUUUCCUGGCAUUACAAACAGUUUACUCACCUUGGACUCGAACUUCCGUAUUCCACUCUAUCGCGAAUACAUCCUUGCUGCUGGUGUACGAUCGGUCUCGAAAGAGUCCAUUGUUAACAUUCUAAGUAAAGGUGGUCCAAACGGAGAGGGCAUGGGCCGUGGUGUGACUAUUGUUAUCGGAGGUGCUCGAGAAUCCCUCGAAGCGCAGCCGGGGCAGUUGCGACUGAUUCUAAAGGAACGUAAGGGUUUUGUCAAGAUCGCAGUCAGGACGGGCGCUGACCUAGUACCUGUGCUGGCAUUUGGCGAAAACAACCUCUACGACCAGCUACAUCCUAAGGAGCAUCCCAUGGUACACAAGAUUCAAAUGUUCAUCCUUAAGGUGUGGAAAUUUACCCUUCCUUUCUUACAUGGACGAGGGAUCUUCAACUACGAUGUAGGCCUUAUGCCUUAUCGUCGUCCGUUAAAUAUUGUGGUCGGAGCCCCAAUCAAGGUCACGCAAUCGAAUUCUGUUGACCAGGAGGAGAUCAACCGACUACAUGAUUUGUACGUGACCGAGCUAGAGAAGCUAUGGGAUCGAUACAAGGAUGAGUUCUCCCCUGACAGGAAGGAAGAGAUGCAAAUAUUGCCCUAGAACAUGGCUUUGUGUAGGGUUAUUCGAUAGGCGUUUCCUAUGUGCUCUUGAAUAUAAUUAGACUUAGACUUACAGGCUCGCGCAAGGUGCGUGAGGGAUAAUCUAAUUGUUACCACUGUUCAACUUACGUCGCAGAAUAGACGGGUAUGCGAUAUGGCUUCGGAAAUAACUCACAUUGCGGC